Molecule: messenger RNA, 2040 nt
Organism: Erigeron canadensis
Lineage: Eukaryota; Viridiplantae; Streptophyta; Magnoliopsida; Asterales; Asteraceae
Product: U-box domain-containing protein 12-like
Exons: 2
Coding region: 357-1859 (500 amino acids)
Molecular function (GO): protein binding
Source: RefSeq, a predicted model, not a curated record
GACACACCUCACCAUACUCUCUCUCCCUCCCUCCCUUGUUUCAGAAGCUUCACCUCUCAAACUUUAUUACUCUCAACUUUUGAUCCACACACAUACAUAAAGGUGUAUUCACUGUGUGUACCAAAAAAACCCUCAAAUACUUCAUUCUUGCAAUGUGGGUGUUACUCAAUUAACAUCGAGUUUCAAUUUUGACAAAUGGGUAUGUAAGAAAUGUCACACUUUUCAAACAUUUACUCUUGAUCUACAGUUCUACACACACAUAAAGGUGUAGUCACUGUGUGUGAUAAUAUCUCUCAAAUCUUUCAUUUUUCCAAUGUGGGUGUUCUUUAGAUAAUCUCAAGUUUCGAUUUUGACAAAUGGGUGUGAGAAAAAUCCAACAAAACAAUCUGGGUUCGGUUGUUCUUGACCGUCACUCCGAUGCCGGAAACUUUAAACUAUGGUCAUCUUGUCGCCGGAAAAUCAUUGACACUAUGACUUGCGGCGGCGGUGGGUACCGGCACCGUCACACCGUUCACUCACCGGUAAAGGAAAAGAAACCGGAAUGCAGAUCUGAUGAAAUUAAGAAAAGUGACAGUUUUAAGGAUACUGAGAAUAUCAAGAAUAAAAAGUCGGACAAGCUGUCGGAGUUAUUAAGGAUGUCGGAAUUAUGGGAAGAAGAAGAAGAAGCAGUGAAGAAAAAAGUUGAAGUAUUGGAAGAAUUAAAAAGUGUGGUGAAGAGAUUACAGUGUGGUGGAAACGACGACGUUUUGGGUGGGGCGAAAGAUGUGAGGAAAUUAGCAAAAGAAGAUAGUGAUGCUAGAACUACAUUAGCUCUGCUUGGUGCAAUUCCUCCGUUGGUGGGAAUGCUUGAUUCCCGGGAUCUUGGGUUUCAUAUUGCUGCUCUUUAUGCCCUUCUUAAUCUUGGAAUUGGAAAUGACACGAAUAAGGCUGCUAUUGUGAAAGCAGGGGUAGUACACAAGAUGCUUGAUCUAGUGAAGUCUCCAAAUGAAGGUGUUAUUGAUCCUGAUUUGUCUGCAGCAAUUGUAGCCAAUUUUCUUGGGUUGACUGCACUUGAUUCAAACAAACCGAUUAUUGGAUCUUCGGGUGCAAUUUUGUUCUUGGUUAAAACAUUCAUGAGUUCAAAUGAAGGUAAUGCCAAUUCACAAGUUGUUCAAGAUUGUUUGAGGGCACUCUACAAUUUGUCUAUUUUGCCUUCCAAUGUUUCACCAAUGGUUGAGAUUGAUGAUUUUGUUCCAUUUCUUAUGGCCACAUUGGGAGAUAUGGAAGUGAGUGAUAGAAUCUUGUCGAUUUUGAGCAAUGUGGUGUCAACCCCUGAGGGACGAAAGGCUUUAAGUGGUGUUAAAGAUUCGUUUCAGAUAUUAGUUGAUGUUUUGAGUUGGACGGAUUCACCUGAUUGUCAAGAAAAGGCGACAUACAUUAUGAUGGUUAUGGCUCAUAAGUCGUAUAGGGAUAGACAAGCCAUGAUUGAAUCCGGGGUUACAUCUUCCCUCCUUGAGCUAACCCUAUUAGGUAGCACCUUAGCACAAAAACGAGCUUCACGAAUUUUAGAAAUAUUAAGGAUUGAUAAAGGGAAGCAAGUGUCUGAAACCUUUGCUGUAGGAAGCAUGGGAGCGAAUGUUUCAGCACCCCUUUGUGGAUCUAUUGAUUCCAUGUCCGUGGGAUCAACAGACGCCACCAAGGAUUCAGACGAUAGGAUGAUGAGUGACGAGAGUAAAGCUGUUAAGAAUUUGGUACAACAAAGCUUGCAUAGCAACAUGAGAAGGAUCGUGAAGAGGGCGAAUUUACCACAAGACUUUGUGCCAUCGGAGCAUUUUAGAUCACUCACAUCUAUCUCUACUUCAAAGAGUUUACCAUUUUGAGAUGAUGAUCAUCAUAGAUGUGCUUUUGUACCUUGUCAUUAGCUUAAAUUUGUGGUUAUUACCAGUGCUGUCUUUUGUUAUUAUUGGUCCUAGACUUAGAGUACUGAUAGAAUGACCAAUGUUUUUUGGGAUCCAUAUAUUUAUGUUAGAAAUAGAAAUUCUGGUGUACAAUAUUUCUCUA